Molecule: messenger RNA, 796 nt
Organism: Mangifera indica (mango)
Lineage: Eukaryota; Viridiplantae; Streptophyta; Magnoliopsida; Sapindales; Anacardiaceae
Product: protein BUNDLE SHEATH DEFECTIVE 2, chloroplastic
Exons: 2
Coding region: 177-713 (178 amino acids)
Source: RefSeq, a predicted model, not a curated record
GGCCCCACCUAAACCUUCACUGGAUACACGAAUCAAAAACUAAGACGGCGCGUUUUGCUCGAAACUUUAUUUCUAAAUACGCAAAAUCAAUAGCUUCAACCUGGAAGGAAAACCGAAGUUGGGUUCUAGGCACUGAAGCUGUUCGAAGAAAAGCCAGUGAGAGUGAAAGCUUGACGAUGAUACCAAGGUCACUGCAAGUGUUGGGCACCUGUGCUACAAUAAUCGUCGGUGGAUUCGUCACUCUCAAUUUCGCUUCAACUGUCACACUUGGUGCGCUUCGUGCUGUCACUGAAGCGAAACGGAAAAAGGUGGCGGCACCUUGUGGGUCUUGUAAAGGGAAAGGAUUUUAUAUAUGCAAGUUAUGCAAAGGAAAUGCAACUAUAAAGUGGUCGCCUUUGUAUGACCCUAUUUUUAUCAACCCUUGUCUUUGUCCUACUUGUGAGGGUAACAGGUUGGUGGUUUUCUUCUAUUUUUACGUUUUUGAUGCUUGGUUUCUCAGAACAUUUUCAUUUGCCAAAACUAUACCCACUUUUGUAAGGUUUUCUUUUUUCCUCUCCGUGGUGUGUUCUUGUUUCUGGAGCGCAACUUUUAUACCGGCUAUUGUUUUGGUUCUGAGAGAAGUUGGGAAAAUAAAGGAUAUGCAGAGCACCUACCUCCCUAAAAAGAACAUUUUAGUCAUCUCUUUCCUUUUCAUUGUAGUUUCUGAAGUAUAGUUGGUAUUGUAAGGUACUCUGGUGAUUUAGGCUGUCUGCUGUAAUUUUUAUUUAAUGAGAUUCACAUUAGAAAUUUAGUUGUA